This is a messenger RNA of Gekko japonicus, 2459 nucleotides long. RefSeq names its product follistatin like 1 (gene FSTL1). Gene Ontology annotation, molecular function: protein binding. Gene Ontology annotation, biological process: cell differentiation; multicellular organism development; regulation of BMP signaling pathway. Bases 1 to 894 code for a protein of 297 amino acids. The record is from RefSeq and is a predicted model, not a curated record. The transcript has 10 exons. NCBI's taxonomy places the organism in Eukaryota, Metazoa, Chordata, Lepidosauria, Squamata, Gekkonidae.
AUGGCUUGGUCCGAGCUGGUGGUGGCCCAGGCGGCUACCCCGAGCAUCCCCAACAGACCUGCUGUGUCAACUGUGUGUCCUCUUUGUGCCAUGCAGGAGGAGCUGACAAGCAAGUCCAAAAUCUGUGCCAACGUUUUCUGCGGAGCCGGCCGGGAGUGCGCUGUGACAGAGAAAGGCGAGCCCACCUGUUUGUGCAUUGAGAAAUGCAAACCCCACAAAAGGCCCGUGUGCGGCAGCAACAGCAAGACAUACCUGAACCACUGCGAGCUGCAUCGCGACGCCUGCCUCACCGGCUCCAAGAUCCAGGUGGACUAUGACGGCCACUGCAAAGAGAAGAAAUCUGACAAUUCUGCUGCAAGCCCAGAGGGAGUUAACCCUCUUUUUGCAUCCUGCUUCACAUCUUUCCAGAAUGUUGAUGAUGGGGACUCCGGCUUGGACUCCAGUGAGCUCCUGAAGUUUGUGGAACAGAACGAGACGGCCGUCAACCUCACCAGCUACGUGGACCAAGAGACCAACAGGCUGCUCAGGGGACUCUGUGUGGACGCCCUCAUUGAACUUUCGGAUGAAAAUGCCGACUGGAAGCUCAGCUUCAACGAAUUCCUCAAGUGCCUCAACCCGUCCUUCAACCCACCAGAGAAAAAGUGUGCCCUUGAAGACGAGACCUAUGAGGACGGGGCAGAGACCCAGGUGGAGUGUAACCGCUGCGUCUGUGCCUGCGGGAAGUGGGUUUGCACCGCCAUGACCUGCGAGGGUAAGGCCCAGAAGAUGCCUUCCCAGGUACAGCAGCCUGAAGAAAAGCUGACGGAAGAGGAACUGGCCAGAUACGUUCAGGAGCUGCAGAAGCAUCAGGAAACGUCUGAGAAGAUUAAGCGAUUGAGCACCAAAGAGAUGUAAGAAGAGGCUGUCUAAAGGCGGGUGUGUGUGUGUUCCCCGCCUCACCCACUGGUCUUCCUUCAGUGCCGAUCUAAAUAUGCAAGCGUGUCUAGAAUUGAUUGCCCAGUCACAGAUAUUUACAUUGUAUAGCGAUGGGAGGGGGACAAAGAAAAGUGAUUCUUCUGAAAUUCAAAGGAACGAGAAGAUCCCACGUAAUGGUCUUUCGCGAGAGGGUUCGGGAGCCGCACUGGUAGGGACGAGUGAGGGUCACACACUGUUCCGCUGGAGGUCUCGGCACUCCGGGGGAGCGUCACCUUUGACCCGCAGCCUUUGAAAGGGUCUGUGGGGAUUGAUUUGCCAGUAGGGGAGUCCUUCCCAAGGAAUGCCUCUUGAGAAUCUCCCAGAAUUGUCCACAACUACUACCACAACUGCAGGAACUUGGGAAGGAAGUGCCUGUCGCUAAGCAUCAGUUCAGUGCAAUGUCGCUAGGCCUCGCGGCCUCCCACCUCGACACCUGGCCUUUCAGUUUCUCUGCACAUGCGCUCGCCCUUCAUUCUCUCCUCCCAUUUUCGAUCCAGACCCUGCCUCUUGUUCACCUCAGCUCCCACGUUGUGUGCCUCCGGCCCCCUGAGGUCGGUCAGUCGACUGGCAAGUGGGGGGGGCUUCCUCUUGAUCUCGGACCGAUCCGCCCCCCCUUGCCAGAAGCCGGUCAGCCUCAGUGCAUUGCGGGCUCCCGAGUGACCUCAUUUUCUUUCCCCCUCUCUUUGCAAAGGUGCUACAGUAUAUUUUCUUAUCACACGCACACUGACCUUUUCUUUCUAAUUAAUGACUUUUGAUUGAGCUUUUUUUGUAUCUCGGAUUUAAUAGAUAUGGUUUUAUAUUUACUGGGAAAAGAAAUGCUGUACUUCUGGUUCAGGCUUUGUAUUAUAGCUACAUGUAUCCCCAAGGAAAAGUAAAAUCAUGGCAGCGCCCAAGAGGAAGCGCAGAACUGGAAGGCCCUCCCAGGAUCUGGUAUCUCAGCUCCUUUGUCGUAAUGGGCCUGAAGAUGGCGGGAAUGGGGCUUUUCAGAACAGGACCGCAGGUCCAGCAUUUGCCUGCCUCAACAAAUAAGAACUGACAUGUCCUCUGUUGCUUUCUAUUGCCCUGUGAGUUUAUCCUAAAAGGAAUGGAUUCUUGAUCUCAUCUUUGGGGGGGGGGGGUGGGACUGUGGCCAGUCCUGGCAAUUAAAUAGAAGGCAUUAGAAAUCUUUGGCAGACACAGACGAGUCGUUCUCCCCGUAUCCUUCUGAGGAGAGGCUCAGUAAGUAAUUUAAUCAUUUCCAGAGAACAGUUUUGGACACUGCAGCCCUACAAUGGAUGCAGAUGCCCUGGGGUUUCUGAUUGUGACACCACUCUGGUGUUUGAAGGGGAACUUGCCCGGCUGGGAUUUUGCUUUUCCCGUUCCUUGAAAGGGAACGAUAUGCCCCAAGCAGGGUCAGAAGAGAGGUGUUGCAUUCUUGGGCAUGAGACCAGAGUCCGUCCCAUGCAAUUUUAGGAAUCCUGACAAUAAAAUCGGGGAUCGCAGUCUCCUCAUUUUGGUAUACCAAA